Messenger RNA from Carassius gibelio (silver crucian carp), 6732 nucleotides. Its product is annotated as polyamine-transporting ATPase 13A3. Gene Ontology annotation, molecular function: ATP hydrolysis activity; polyamine transmembrane transporter activity; P-type ion transporter activity. The coding region runs from base 309 to 4082 and encodes 1257 amino acids. Gene Ontology annotation, biological process: polyamine transmembrane transport; intracellular calcium ion homeostasis. The record is from RefSeq and is a predicted model, not a curated record. NCBI's taxonomy places the organism in Eukaryota, Metazoa, Chordata, Actinopteri, Cypriniformes, Cyprinidae. Gene Ontology annotation, cellular component: late endosome membrane. The transcript is spliced from 34 exons.
AUCACUCACUUCCUGUGCAUGCUGAGGCAGAUCUGGGCAGUCUUGGCACAUUUACAUACACACUCAUCUUCUGUCAACUGUAACGUUCCACUGGAGCUGAGCCCGCGUCUUUUUGUCCGCGAUCCUCGCACUUCCAUCAUGACCCAGAGGUGAUCCUCGUUCCCGGUGGUUCUGGGAGUCCAGGUCUGCGGUGAGAGAGCGUGAAAGAGAGAGGCCUCUUUUUAGGUGAAAGGAUUGCCCAGGGCCACGGCGGCCAGAAUCUGAAGGAAAGGAGAGCAGCAGUUAUCCAGGCAGGACUAAAGAUCAUUAUGGAGAAGGAAGAUCUGAAGAUUGUCAACAGGGGUUUGGAGGAUGAGAUGGAGCUGAGCGGGUAUCGGCUGUGCCGAUGGAAGCUGGUUCUGGUGGGUCUGGGUGGUCUCUGCACAGGUGGUUUUCUCUUCCUCCUGCUCUAUUGGAUGCCUGAAUGGUGUGUGAAGGCCACCUGCACACGGUCCGCUGUCAAAGACGCAGAUGUCGUUCUCUUACAAAGCACUGAUGAGUUCAAGCGCUGGUUUCGAGCGAAGGUUCGGAUAACGCUGGCCCCUGGGAAGGACCCUUAUGAAAACCUGGCCUUUCAGACCGCCUCCCCUCUGGCCAAUGACCACGCCCACAAGCCUUCUGACUCCGCCCCUGAAAAAAUCACCCAGAAUCCAGAGGACCAGCAUGUGCCGAAACGUUAUUUUACCCUCCACAGCACUAAAUACUUUUGGAACGACGCCAUCCAGAACUUUGAAGUAUUGAAAGGCCUGGAAGACCUGAGCAUGACCUGCUCAUCCGUUCACUCAAAGCACAGCGCCGGGCUCAACAAAAACCAGCAGGAGUACAGGAGUUUUUUUUUUGGACUGAAUGAAAUAGACGUGAAAGUGCCUUCUCUUUUCAAGCUGCUUAUUAAGGAGGUCCUCAAUCCUUUCUACAUCUUCCAGCUCUUCAGUGUUAUCCUGUGGUGUACUGAUUCAUACUAUUACUACGCAAUGGCCAUAGUCAUCAUGUCAGUCAUAUCUAUAGCUACCUCUCUCUACACUAUUAAAAAGCAAUAUGUAAUGCUACAUGACAUGGUGGCAGCACACAGUACUGUUCGAGUUACAGUCUGCAGGGGAGAAAACGAAACCGAGGAAGCCCUGUCCACAGACUUGGUCCCCGGUGAUGUCAUAGUCAUCCCCAGCAAUGGGACCAUCAUGCCCUGUGAUGCAGUGCUCAUCUGUGGAACCUGCAUUGUUAAUGAGAGCAUGCUCACAGGUGAGAGUGUUCCAGUCACAAAGACUGACCUUCCGAACCCUCAGCAGGACAAGAAGGGUGAGGAUGGGGACGCGAUCUACAGCACGGAGGAACACAAGAGACAUACGCUGUUCUGUGGCACAAACGUCAUACAGACUCGCUACUACACUGGAGAAAUGGUCAAAGCCGUGGUAGUCCGAACAGGUUUCAGCACCGCUAAAGGGCAGCUCAUCCGCUCUAUCCUGUACCCCAAACCCACAGACUUCAAGCUGUACCGGGACGCCUACCUGUUCCUGCUCUGCCUGGUGGCCGUUGCCAGCGUCGUCUUCAUCUAUUCUUUGGUCAUGAAAAUCAUAAAUCAGGAAUCUGUAAAGGAAAUCAUAGUCAAGUCUCUGGACAUCAUUACUAUCACUGUGCCCCCUGCACUGCCGGCAGCAAUGACAGCGGGCAUCGUAUAUGCUCAGCGGCGUCUCAGGAAGGUCGGGAUAUUCUCCAUCAGCCCACAAAGAAUCAACAUCUGUGGACAGCUGAACCUGGUGUGCUUUGACAAGACAGGCACUCUGACAGAAGAUGGCUUGGACAUGUGGGGAAUUCAACGAGUAGAAGAUGGCAGAUUCCAUCAUUCAGAAGAAAAAGCCGACGAUAAGAGCUUGGUUACUACCAAGUUUGUGUCGUGCAUGGCCACCUGUCACUCCCUCACCAAGAUUGAGGGUCAGCUCUCUGGAGAUCCACUAGACCUCAAGAUGUUUGAGGCCACAGGCUGGAUACUGGUGGAAGCUACAGAAGAGGAGACGGCUCACCAUGACCGCAUUGAACUCACUUAUGUAAAACCGCCCAAUCAGCUUCUGCCGCCAUCUGUAAUAUCACCUAAACAGGACAUGGAACUGUCUGAACUCUAUGAGCUCUCGGCAUCAUAUAUGAUCGGUAUUGUGCGGCAGUUCUCCUUCUCCUCGGCUCUGCAGAGAAUGAGCGUGGUGGUCCGACUGAUUGGAGAGAGACGUAUGGACGCUUAUCUGAAAGGGGCUCCAGAGGUUGUGGCAAGCCUCUGUAAGAACGAAACAGUACCAGCUGAUUUCACCGAGGUCCUGGAGGACUACACCAAACAGGGCUUCCGGGUCAUUGCGCUGGCACACAGACGGCUGGAAUCCAAACUUACAUUUCACAAAGUGCAGAACAUUAACCGGGAUCAGAUUGAGAAAAAUAUGGAUUUCUUGGGUUUGAUCAUCAUGCAGAACAAGCUUAAGACGGAAACUCCAGGUGUGCUGGAAGAUCUACGACAUGCCAACAUACGAACCGUUAUGGUCACAGGUGACAACAUGCUGACGGCCAUCUCUGUGGCACGAGACUGCGGCAUGAUUCAGCCGCAAGACCGAGUCAUUAUUGCCGACGCUCUGCCCCCUAAAGACGGCCAGGCUGCCAAGAUCGACUGGCACUAUGCCGACAAACCCAGCAAACACUUGAACAAGCCCACCAAACUAGAGGAGAUGGAGAUUAUUCUGGAAGAUGGGCAUUCUGUGGAUGAGAUGAGAGUUCUGGAGCAGUAUCACUUUGCCAUGAGCGGCAAAUCGUUUUCUGUAAUAAUUGAGCAUUUCCAAGACUUGCUACAGAAGCUGGUGCUUCAUGGAACAGUAUUUGCAAGGAUGGCGCCUGACCAGAAGACUCAGCUUGUUGAGACAUUAGAAAGUGUAGACUAUUUUGUAGGAAUGUGUGGAGAUGGAGCGAAUGACUGUGGGGCACUGAAGAGAGCUCAUGCUGGGAUUUCCCUGUCAGAGCUGGAGGCUUCAGUGGCUUCUCCCUUCACCUCCACAACUCCCAGCAUCACCUGCGUGCCCAAUCUGAUCAGGGAGGGCAGAGCAGCUCUCAUCACCUCCUUCUGUGUGUUUAAGUUCAUGGCCCUCUACAGUAUUAUUCAGUGCUUCAGUGUUGCCCUUCUCUACUCCAUUCGCAGUAACCUGGGUGACUUUCAGUUUCUCUUCAUUGACAUAGCCAUCAUUCUUCUAAUUGUCUUCACCAUGAGUUUGAACUCCGCAUGGAAGGAGCUUGUCGCCCAAAGACCUCCCUCUGGUCUCGUCUCCGGUCCUCUCCUCUUCUCAGUUCUGACCCAGAUUCUCAUUUGCCUGGGUUUCCAGAUCAUGGCCUUCCUCUUGAUUCGAGAACUGGACUGGUACUCCAAGCCAGAUUUCUACAACUGCUCUGCUCCCCAUCACGUGGAUGACUUCACUAACUCCACUGAAGGACAGACUAAAAAAAUAAUCAAGAGUGAUGUGAAUACCACGAUCUUCUUCAUUUCUUCUUUUCAGUACCUCAUUGUUGCCGUUGUUUUCUCCAAAGGAAAACCUUUCCGCCAGCCCACCUACAAGAAUUGGCCAUUUGUCCUCUCUGCUUUAAUUAUCAUAGUUUUCCUGUUUUUCAUCAUGUUUUUCCCGGUUGCUAAAAUCAAUACAUUUUUACAGCUCGAAUGUGUUCCUUUGAGCUGGCGUGUGUCUAUGGUGCUCAUCUUGCUGGGCAACACCGUAGUUUCUGUCUUUAUCGAGAACGUCGUGCUUGACGUCAUCUUGUGGAAGCAUGUGUUCAGCAGAGACAAGCAGGGAAGCUAUGGCAUCUCCCCUGCAGGCUCGCCACCACAGAGAGGAAUAGACCAGUUUGGAACUAAAUGCCUCUCCUGGCUCUGCUGCCGGCAGAAAAGAGUGCCCAAGGCUCGGUACAUGCACCUUGCCCAAGAGCUGAGCGUGGAUCCCGACUGGCCUCCCAAACCUAAAAGCACUACUGAAGCCAAACCUGCCCCUCAUUCGGACGACUGCUCCUACCACAUUGAAGCCAUUUCCUAGCAUUUCCACCACACACUCUGUAUUGCACGGUCAAAACACCAGGAAUUCCUUUAAACAAAUGAAACAAAGUCUUUUUGUUGUCUCUUGUUUGACUUUUUUUUUUUUUUUUUUUUUAUGGGAAGCCCCACCCACAUGGGCAUGUGGUCCAUCACCAAUAUUCCCUUAAAACAUCACAUAGACAGCUAAUAAUUCAACUUAACCAAAUGUGGCCCUUUAGAUUAUCUUCUUCAUGAUUUUAUGGACCUGUGGCUCUAUAUCACGAAGGUUCUGGAUAUCAAGCGUUAUUCUGUUAAUGUAGUAUUGAAUCAUCUCUACAGGCUGUGCGGCGGAAGCUGCAUGCCUCUCUUUGGAAACCAUCACUGCAUGCGGAACAAACCAAACCAAAUUAUAGUGGCUCACAGAAUCCAAGAUUCAGCGUAAUUUACAGCCAGCUAAUUUUUACAAAUAUAUCGGUGUAGAUAUAUAAUUAGAUAUGAUCUUUAUUUUUCAUAUCUCUUCCCAUGGAAGAAUGGAGGUGGGAAUUUAGUUGUGGAAGGCCAAAUAUUGUGAAAGUCAUUUGUGUUUUGUUCACUACUUCUGGCACAAUAUCUGGCGAUGAGUUUUGAUUUUGGUCCAUCUUGAAACUUUCUUCAUUGAAAACAGUGUCUGAAAACUGUCACAAGUCCUAUAUAUAUAUAUAUAUAUAUAUAUAUAUAUAUAUAAGUCAUUUUAGCAAUGACACAUUUGUAGAAAUUACACUGGGAAUCAUCUGGAAGGGGCUCAGGUGCAUUGAUUGCUCGUUGAGAAAUUUCGGGCACAUUCGUUUGGAAAAAGUACAAAUGACAGAGCUUUGACCUGGAGUAUUUGUGAGAGGUGGGUGAAUUUUGCAAUCCAAAUCAGACUGCCAAUGAAUUCACACACAGUUGACAGUAUUACUUGUGCAUGCCUUAACAGUUUUGCUGCUAAUCUAGAAAAACAAACAAAACUAAAAAAACGAAAUGUUUUUCGAAAUCAUGCACAUGUCCCUUCCGGCUUUCCAGAUGUGAUUUUAUUUGCUUAAUUUAUGCAAUCCAUUUCAACUAUUCUGGUAUUCUAUCAAACUUGCUGGUAUUUUUAUUUAUAUAUAUAUAUAUAUAUAUAUAUAUUAUAUUAUAUUAUAUUAUGUUGUUCCUGAAAUGAACCACUAAGCAAUAUAAGGUGAUCACCUUUUUUCCAGACAGUUUGUACUGUCACUCUGCUAAACAUCCUUGCCAGUCAUAGUGCUCAUGAAGAGUUUUGGUCAGUCAUUUCGCUGAGGUUGGUGUCUUUUUUUUUUUUUUUUUUUUUUGAUGGAUUUAGACAAAAAAUUGCAAAAUGAAUUGAUUUUAUAGUAAUAUUGCCUGUCUGUUGGACUGCACUUCAUUUAAUAAAUAAUAUGAGAUAAAACAAUUUGUAAACCGAGAUAAAACAAUUUGUAAACCAAGAUUAAAAUGUUUUUGGAAAAACAGGAAUGUGCAAAUUUUUAAAAAGGACUCCAUGAAGCUGAAGUUCAUACAGUAAAUCUUACAAUCUGAUCACAGGUUUUCAUUCAUGUUUGCAUUUAUGUAAUGUUUGGUCUUCAAAUUCAUCUUGAUUUAUUUUGCUGUAUGGGGCAUUUUUUAAUUCUUCAGUUUAAUCUGAAAAUUAAGGGCUGAAUCUGUCUGUCUUUUUAUUGCUCCAUUUCUGCAAUACUUUGGUACUGUUUGAUUUUUGAAAUGGUAUUGAUAAUCUGAAAUAAUUGCAAUGUGUUCUUUUCUACCGUAUUUGUCCAAUAUUGUAUCAGUAUGUUUGUUUAUAUCAUAAACGUGUUUUCUGGGCAUUCCUUGAACGAGGCAACAAAAAAAGUCUCCUUGCUCUUAUUGACCUAGGUGACAUGAUCUAUUAAAUGAUGUUUCAGUUUUAUAAACCACCGCCUCAAAGCAUCUGCUCGCAACAUCUACUGAGCCCAGAUGGAUAAACCAACACAACCUUUGUGUGUGUGUGUGUGUGUGUGUAUCUUUAACAGAUGUGAAUGCAAUACUAAAUGCUUUUAGGAUUGGGGAAUGUUAAAUUAUUUUCUUUUUUAUUACUGUCCUUGUUGAUGUGGAGUUAUUUUUUUUAUUAUUAGUUUAAUUUGUCUUGAUCUGAACUGUGUGGUGUGGCAAUCAGUUUCUCUUCCUCUAGUAGGCAGUAGGUCGAUGCUAGGCCUUGGAGAACAUCACUAAAUCCUCCGUCUCAGUAACAAAUCUGCACCUUAUGCAGGGUUUAAUUGGUUUUGUUCACUUUCACAUCUUCAGUUGCACACUGAAAUAUCAGUCAUGUCACUCUUUAUGUUCCAUGGCAAUCAUGUAUGUUCUGAAAAGUGAUUUUUCCAAAACUGGGGCCAUGUUCUCGUCAUCUGUAUGUCAUAUCUGCAGUUCUAUAGGAUACAAACACAUAGAAAUAAGAGUGUUUUCCAUACCGGAGGUAGUGAUUCAGUUCACACUGUUAUUCCUUACUUUUUGCUUAUUCAUUUUGUACCAUAUGUUGUAUUAAUUUUCAUGUGAGAACGGUGUUAUUAAACAUGAGCAAAAGUUCAGCCACUGGUUCUUUUAAAACUGGAGUGGUUAAUUUCCUCAGGAAAUUGUGUGUAUUUGUAAUGAUUAAUGCUAAAUAAAUUAGUAUGGAAAAAUUA